Messenger RNA from Stegostoma tigrinum, 1039 nucleotides. Its product is annotated as membrane-spanning 4-domains subfamily A member 15-like. Gene Ontology annotation, cellular component: membrane. The transcript has 7 exons. NCBI's taxonomy places the organism in Eukaryota, Metazoa, Chordata, Chondrichthyes, Orectolobiformes, Stegostomatidae. Bases 158 to 769 code for a protein of 203 amino acids. The record is from RefSeq and is a predicted model, not a curated record.
CGCCCCGAUGUUUGUGGGAGUGAUUUCGGGAGGGAGAGUGCGAGCUGGAGAGAUCUCUUGCUCACGGUGAAACACAGCUUUGGGGAACUACCCUGUGUCCUGGGGUCUGUAAACCUCCCCUCCCACACCCGAGCGGAUCUGUUUCUGAGAGGGGACAAUGUCGGUUCCAGCCGUCAGCCCACAGACCCUCACCGUCACCAUCAACCCCCUCACCCCGGCCGGGACUGACCUCCCUCCCACACCCCCCCCCACUGCACACCUGCAGAAGUUUCUGGAAGGGGAGCCCAAGGCACUGGGGGUCACACAGAUCCUGAAUGGGCUGGUUCAGAUUUCGUUCGGCAUUCCACUCAGUGUGGCCACUGACUUCCACUCAAAGCUUCUGGGCUCCCCCUUUGUCAUCGGCAUCAUGUUCAUCGUGUCAGGGGCAUUGUCCAUCGCUGCAGAGAAGGAUCCCAACAUCAAACUGCUCCGAGCCUGCCUGACCUGGAACGUGGUCAGUGGAUUCCUGGCAGCCGCUGGUGGGAUCAUUUACGUGACUGACAUCCUGGAUAUCCUGCACUGCACUGGGAGCUACACACAGUGCACACAUGCACGGGACUUCUACAUCAUCUCGUACGUCACUGUUGCCAUCCUCCUGCUCUUCACCCUCCUGCAGCUCACCGUCUGCAUCACCGUCUCAGCGUUCGUCUGCAAAUCCACACGGUGCUGCAGCCCCUACAGCAGCAUGCCAUUGAUGAUUCACGAUGGGAAUAUGGACGACGAUUCGUGAAGCCUCCCCAGUUGAGUUGCCUGAUUUUGCCCAGGAUCCCAUUUAUUGUUUUAAUGCUUUGGAAGCCAGUCCGCGAAGUGUGUGUUCCUGGUGUGUGCUCACGCCGCUGUGUGAGGUGGUGAACGGGUGUUCCAUCUGAGUGCAUCUGUGAGACUGUGUUUUCGCAUGUGUGUACAUACCUGUGUGUGUCUGUGAUUGUGUGUGUGUGUGUGUGUGUGUGUGUGUGUGUGUGUGUGUCUGUGCGUGUGUGUGUGUUUGAGUGUGUGUGAG